UCUCGCGCGCAAUGGCAACGAUAAUGGCAGUCAUACCGAUGCCACUUGGCUACAACGUGAAAAGUAACACAUCAUCCGCCACGUUGCGGUCAAACAUUAGUCGCAACAGAAAGUCAGCUUAUCCCACGGUGAGGAUGAAGACUCGCAUACACCGUCUGGUCGAGGAUCACGGGAUCGUACUGAUCCCAGGUUGCUACGAUGCGCUCUCCGCUGCAAUUGUACAAAAAUUAGGAUUUCACGCCGGUUUUAUCUCCGGCUACGCUCUCUCCGCAACUCUCCUCGGCAAACCAGACUUUGGCUUGAUAACGUCUCCGGAAAUAGCGGCGGCGACAAGGAUUGUCUGUGCGGCGGCUCCGAUGAUCCCGAUCAUUGUUGAUGCUGAAACUGGCGGUGGCUCUGCUCUCAAUGUUCAGAGGACUAUCAAGGAAUUGAUUGCAGCUGGUGCUGCUGGUUGUUUCUUCCAUGAUCAAGCAUGGCCAAAGAAGUAUGGACACACACCUGGGGAACAGAUAAUACCUGCUGAGGAGCAUGCUGUCAAAAUAGCAUCUGCCAGGGAUGCUAUUGGUGAUUCUGACUUUUUUCUCAUGGCUAGGACUGAUGCGCGUGUAACAUCAGGAAAAAAGGGUUUGUCAGAUGCAAGCCAGGCUAAUCUUUACGUGGAGGUAGGAGCUGAUGCCUCCUUUGUGGAGGCUCCAAGAGAUGAUAAAGAGCUUGAAGAGAUUGGUCGCAAGACCAAGGGUUACAGAGUUUGUGAUAUGUAUGAAGGUGGAGUCACACCCUUACACACUCCUGAGGAAGUGAAAGCAAUGGGUUUCCAUUUGAUCGUGCAUCCACUCUCAACCUUCUAUGCAUCAGCACGUGCCUUGCUUGAUGUCCUCAAGAUAAUGAAGGAAAAUGGAACUACUAGAAAUCACCUCCACAAGAUGGCCACCUUUGAGGAUUCAAUCAGUUGGCUUGAGCUUGAAACGAGCACAUUUAGAUUUGCAUCUUUACUACCUCAACUGGAGCUCUAACUGAAAGUUCUCUUAGUUAAAC
Pistacia vera is the source of this 1035-nucleotide messenger RNA. RefSeq names its product carboxyvinyl-carboxyphosphonate phosphorylmutase, chloroplastic-like. NCBI's taxonomy places the organism in Eukaryota, Viridiplantae, Streptophyta, Magnoliopsida, Sapindales, Anacardiaceae. The record is from RefSeq and is a predicted model, not a curated record. Gene Ontology annotation, molecular function: catalytic activity.